Talaromyces proteolyticus is the source of this 1563-nucleotide messenger RNA. Its product is annotated as putative 60S ribosome biogenesis protein Sqt1. Gene Ontology annotation, molecular function: protein binding. Lineage: Eukaryota; Fungi; Ascomycota; Eurotiomycetes; Eurotiales; Trichocomaceae. The coding region runs from base 1 to 1563 and encodes 520 amino acids. The record is from RefSeq and is a predicted model, not a curated record. The transcript has a single exon.
AUGUCAUCUUCUCACGAUAAUCGACGCGACGAGGAGGGCGAUGAAGAUGUCUAUCUUGAUGAGCAAGACGCCGAAGAAGUCAUCCAGCAAGAUGAUGACCAUCCCAUGGACUCCGACGAUGAAGACCAGCAAAUGCAUGAAGAGAUAUCACUACAAAACGACUCCGCCGCACAUUUCGACCACCACUCCGAUUCUAUAUUCUGCAUCGCGCAGCAUCCAGUUCACAAAAACAUCGUGAUCACUGGGUCUGGUGACGAUACAGCCUACAUUUUCGACUCGACUCCCAUCGAUGAGCGUCCUCUGCUCCCCCAAAGUUACGAAUCAAAUCCGCAGCCGAAGGGAGAGAGAAAAUCGUUAGAGCAUAUCAAGAAACUUGACGGUCACACGGACUCCGUUAAUGCUGUCGCCUUUACUCAGCCACGAGGUGAGUAUGCAGUGAGUGCAGGCCUCGAUGGCCGCUUGCGCGUUUGGCGGGACACAACACCACAGAAGACAGGGCUUGCGUGGGAGUUUGUUGGGGAAGCACAAGAAGUAGAGGAGAUUAAUUGGAUGGCCGUGUGCCCAUCUAAAGAUGGAGAUGAGGUGAAGAGCAACAUCAUUGCAAUUGGUGGCAAUGACGGUAGUUCCUGGGUGUUCAAAAUCGACCAUACGGACACAGCUCAACCAAUUGUGAUUUACGAGACGUACUUCCAACACACCCUUGCCACAUCAGCUGGAACUUGGACGCCAGAUGGAAACCUCCUGGCCACUGUAUCUGAGGAUGGCAGUUUCUAUGUUUACGAUGUGUUCGGUAUAGCUGCCAAUGCCGGAGUUCCUUACCCCGCAGGUCACAAAGCUGUCGUAGGGUACACGGCGGAAGACCAGCGAUUCGCUGUAGAGGGUGGCCUGUAUUCUAUUGCUAUAUCUCCAUCUGGUACGAUUGCUGCAGUUGGUGGCGCUGGGGGCCACAUCAAAGUCGUUGGCCUACCACGGUUGCAGCAAGAUUCAACCAAAGCCUCCAAGUCAAAGCAAUCUACUGGUGGCAGCUCGCAAGCCACGGGCGCUGGCGCCCUUCUGGCUUCCCUGCAAGCGCAAUCGGAAAGCAUCGAGAGUUUAUCGUUUUCUUCUCUGCCUCUUACAUUGCUCGCCUCUGGGUCCGUAGAUGGAUCCAUUUGUCUUUUUGAUGCAGCACAUCGAUUUGCAGUCCGCCGACAUAUCCGUGAAGCGCAUGAGGGAGCUGCUGUUGUCAAGGUCGAAUUCUUGCGCCAGACAUCUCAAGCGAUGCCUCCAAUGCGCCCAGGACCGACAAGCUCGGCUUCCGCUGCCCUUGCCGCGGCUCAAGGACGACCAUGGCUACUUACCUCUGUGGGUUUAGAUGGAGUAGUUCGGAGGUGGGAUGCUCGAGGCGGUACAGCCGCAGCUGCUCAAGGAUUUAUCAGGGAAUGGAGGGGACACCUCGGUCUCAUUGAAACGGAAGGGGAAGAGCAAUCUGGCGGUAUUCUUGGCUUUGUACAAGAUGCGCCAGGUGGCACUCGGAUUGUCACUGCUGGUGAUGAUGGCAUUGCCCUUGUGUUUGAAGAGUAA